AUGUUGAAACUGCGCAACGGCCCGGAGAAUGUCUCUGAAACGGCUGAUGGAGCGCCCUUCUUAAAAUGGGAACUCUUCAUUUGCAUCAUUGUUCGUCGAUGGGUACAACACCACUCGACUGGCCCUGGACACCCAGCUUCUCUUGAGCUGUCGCAUGGGGUUCACAGUCUCUUGAUAAUUGUGAGACAGUUCUGUCACAAACUUCUUACUAAGGGUUACAUUUUCACAUCCCUUCGAGGACGCUGGCGAAGCCUCGGUGCGACCCAGCACACUCACUGUGACCUUGAUCCACUUAUGACGGGCCAGUAUGGCCCAACAUCGUCUACAAGCGUCUACACGAAGGAGUUGCCUACUCCGCGGACAGACGCACUCCGAGAAGCCGAUGUGGCAGACGAGCGCUGUCCCACGCUCAGGGUACACACAGUUGCUGAGGCGUGUGUUCAAGGCAGAGCGCUUGAUAAGGAGAGCUCAGCUUUCAGCUGUUGA
This is a messenger RNA of Protopolystoma xenopodis, 486 nucleotides long. NCBI's taxonomy places the organism in Eukaryota, Metazoa, Platyhelminthes, Monogenea, Polystomatidea, Polystomatidae. The record is from the annotation of a GenBank genome assembly.